AUGCCGGUGAACAAUCUGUCGAUAGCCAUCAUGUCACGCGAAGGGAUUGGGCAGUCGGCAAUCAAUCGAUACUUAGAAGGGAAGUGGCAAAUGCAUAUCGAUAACAAUUGUGCUGAACGAUGGGCGGACUACCACGUACACCGCAGGCUGUUGCUCAACCAAUAGGCUGUCNCUUGUCGAUAUCCUAUGGUGUGGAUCAACGUAGCAGCUCACACGGUGAUCAACAGCUAUCACCGGAGAAAACAGGGUGCGGCGAAACAUCUCGGUCGGUUGUUGUGCGUUCAAUAGGGUCUUAUGGCUGGUCAUCAACACCCAUCGUAGGAAACCAAUCGCUUGGCAAAGAAACGGUCGACGCUGAUCGCACCCCUCGAUGCUCAUUCUAAUUGACAUGUCGAUCCCCAUCAGUCGACAACGAUCCCCAUCAGUCGAGAACAAAAAGAUCCCAUCACCCAUCACCUGGAUUCCUGUCAUCGUUCAAGUGUUUAGGCUCAUCGCAUUAAUACACGUGAUCACAGAUGCGCCCCCGGCAUUGUAGGCGGGUGUGGGCUUUUUGCUUCUCGGCUGGUCGGCGCUACCCUAUCUUCCCUUACUCCAUGUGAUAUCUGUUUUUUUUUCUACUUUAUAUUUUCCCGUGUACUCUAGUUUUUGAUGUACUGCUGUAGCGCC
Messenger RNA from Ectocarpus sp. CCAP 1310/34, 666 nucleotides. The record is from the annotation of a GenBank genome assembly. NCBI's taxonomy places the organism in Eukaryota, Phaeophyceae, Ectocarpales, Ectocarpaceae.